This is a messenger RNA of Ciona intestinalis (vase tunicate), 803 nucleotides long. Its product is annotated as NADH dehydrogenase [ubiquinone] 1 beta subcomplex subunit 10-like. Lineage: Eukaryota; Metazoa; Chordata; Ascidiacea; Phlebobranchia; Cionidae. Gene Ontology annotation, cellular component: respiratory chain complex I. The record is from RefSeq and is a predicted model, not a curated record.
AUUCAUAAUAUAUUAUGCUACAACAGAAACUUUGUUAGGGCCUGACAAUGCAGUCAGAAUCAACUCUUUCUGGUUUGCCAAAAAUUCCAGGCGUUGUUGACAAUCUGCCUGACCCAAGGAUUCGGGAACGAAACCGAGUCUACAAUGAUCCAAUCGUAGACGUUCCAAUCAUUGAAAAUAAAAGCAAGUUUAACUUUUUACCCAUGUUUUACUCGGCCUUGUAUUAUCCUAUGUUUAAACCAAUCGAAUACUUUCAAAAAUUUGCCGACAGCAUUCGUGUGACGAAGCCGCGACGAUAUUAUCAUCAUAAAUAUCCUCGUGUGCCAAACAUAUGGGAAUGCUCAGUGGAAGAUUAUGUUUGUGUGUACGAGGCAGAGGCUCAGUUCAGAAGGGACCAGAAGGUGGACCAAGAAAUAAUUGAAGUCAUUAAACGACGACUGACAGCGUGCCAGAUCCAAAACCAGAAUGUUGACAUGGAGAAGUGCAAGGAGAUCAAAAUGAUGGAGCAGCAAGCCACACAUGCGUGGCAGGUGAAGUACGGUGACAUUGGUAGCGCCCUGACUGCACGAAAAGUCCUACAGAAGCAGAAGAAUCGUUAUAUUGAAGAUAGAUACCUGGCAAGGGUUGCCGGAUCCAGUUAAAUAUUUGGACUUUAUUUUGUUGAACAUUUAAGUGAUAUAUGAAAUACUGGUGUUUAUCAUUAUGACAACCAAGCCAAAUUGUUCCAUAGUUUCUUUACAUGCUGUGGUAGUUUGUGUCAAAUAAUAAUUUAUCUCAUAUUUUGUGUGUUGUUUAUGGUUAGA